AUGAAGUUCAAAAUCAUUCAUAUUAUUCCAUGCAUUGCAAUCGUUAUUUCAAUAUAUGUUCACUUGAAUUUAGCGUCUUUACGAAGAAUUGAUAAAGUGCGUUAUACAAAUUCAUCUAGAUAUGCUUUUGCAACAGUAACAACUCCUGCAUUUUGCAUGGGAGCAGUUGUUUUAGGAUAUACGCUUAGAAAAUACAAUGGAAAUGACUAUUCAUACCUAUGUUUAGUUACAAAGGAUGUAAAUUCUAAAUGGAGAAGAAUAUUAUCUCAAUGGUGGCGAGUAGAGCAAGUUAAUGAUGCUAAACCAUAUUUGUGGUUUAGAAGAUCUUGGAUUAAACUGGAAUUAUGGACAUUUACUGAAUAUGAAAAAAUUGUAUAUUUAGAUACAGAUACUUUACCAACGCAAAGAAUAGAUGAACUAUUUAAUCAUUCAGAAUUAUCAUGUGUUUCGGAUCCAAUGCCGCCACAGAUCUGCAAUACAGGAUUAUUAGUUUUAGAGCCGAAUUUAACGACUUUCAAACAUAUGAAGAAGCUCUCUAAGGAUUUGUAUGCCAAUAACCCACCUGGUGAUCAAGGAUUUAUCAAUUUCUUUUUUGGGCAAUUUAAUCCUCUUCCAACUCUCUAUAAUGUACCAAGACUAUUUGAUACCAACUUUGAAUUCCUUUAUGAGCAAAAAUUGAUUAAAGUUGUCCACUUUGUCUGUAAAAAACCAUGGAAAUGUGGAAGAGAAGGUGUAGAAACAUGCGGAUGCGGUAUGUAUUCCCUAAACCAAGUUUGGUGGGAUAUAUGGGAUGAAGCAUGCAAAGGGCAUGAAUGUUGGGAAUUUUGGGGAGAAUAA
Molecule: messenger RNA, 837 nt
Organism: Trichomonas vaginalis G3
Lineage: Eukaryota; Parabasalia; Trichomonadida; Trichomonadidae
Product: glycosyl transferase
Exons: 1
Coding region: 1-837 (278 amino acids)
Molecular function (GO): glycosyltransferase activity
Source: RefSeq, a predicted model, not a curated record